AUGCCAACUUUCCUGAUCCAAUUUGCUCAGUUCCACGAAGAGUUCAGACUGCCCGAAUUAUUGUCACUUGCUCAAUUAGAGAAAGUCGAUAUAAAGUACGAUGAGGCAGAUUACAAGCAUAUUUUUGAGCUUUGGGGCGAAGGUGAAACCUAUGAACAAGUUCAUACCCAAGUGAAAAAGACAUCCGACCGUUGGCCGAAAUACAAUACUUGUUCGUUCAAAUUCAAUGUGAGGGCAUUUGGCUCCACUAUCGACCACAAAGAACAACUGGAUAUUAUCAACUCAUUUGCUUACCUUGGAUUUGAAGGACCCAUUGAAUUGAAAAAUCCUAAUGUUCAAUUCUACGUACUUGCCGAUUACGGUUUCGAAAAUGAAAAAGAACUGGAAGCACCUCGUUAUAUUUAUAUGGGCGAAUUGAUUGCCACAGGAAGCCGAGAUUUAAUCAACAAAUACAAUUUGAAAAAGAGAAAGUAUUUAGGGACUACUUCUAUGGAUGCUGAACUAUCCUUAGUGAUGGCUAAUCAAGCGCUCGCCGCACCCGGAAAGAUGAUCUAUGAUCCUUUCGUAGGCACAGGCAGUUUCUUGGUCACCUGCGCUCAUUUUGGCGCUUUCACUUUAGGCUCAGACAUUGACGGUCGACAGAUACGUGGAAAAGGAAAGAGUGGUGUUCAUACGAAUAUCGAACAAUAUAAUUUGCAAGGACGCGUGUUAGAUGCGCUCGUGUUUGAUAUCUGUCGCAACCCAUGGCGCACACAACCUUGGUUAGAUGCCAUUGUGACAGAUCCACCCUACGGUGUACGUGCAGGAGCAAAAAAAUUAGGUCGUCAUGACGGCAAAGCAUUGGCCAUGAGAACAUACGAUGGUGUACCCAUGCAUACGCGUGAAGAUUACUAUCCACCCACAAAACCUUACGAAAUGUCCGAAGUGUUGGUCGAUCUGUUAAGCUUCUCAGCACAGCAUUUAGUUUUAGGAGGCCGAUUGGUCUAUUGGUUACCCACCGUCGUAGACGAGUACUCCAAUACGGAUGUACCACAGCAUCCUUGUAUGAAAUUGAUAUCGAACAGUGAACAAAAUUUCGGUCAAUGGUCCCGUCGCUUGAUUACAAUGGAGAAGGUGAAAGAAUUCGAUGACUCUCUCCUAUUGUCAGAUUCAGAGAAGACUGAAAUUAUGGAAAAAGGAACAGAAGACCCAAAGAGACCUGGACAUUAUUUAUUUCGUAACAAAUACUUCAACUUUGGUCGCUCAACAACAGAGAACGACCGUUCGUAG
Mycotypha africana is the source of this 1269-nucleotide messenger RNA. Its product is annotated as S-adenosyl-L-methionine-dependent methyltransferase. Gene Ontology annotation, molecular function: nucleic acid binding. Gene Ontology annotation, biological process: methylation. The record is from RefSeq and is a predicted model, not a curated record. The coding region runs from base 1 to 1269 and encodes 422 amino acids. Gene Ontology annotation, cellular component: cytoplasm. The transcript has 3 exons. Lineage: Eukaryota; Fungi; Mucoromycota; Mucoromycetes; Mucorales; Mycotyphaceae.